AUGGCAGGAAUCACUCAGGCUAAUAAAACAGACAUGAUGAUGGUUCAUUUUGUCUCUCAGAUCUUGGAUGAGGUUCUGGGAAUCAACUACAUGGAUGAGCAAACACUUUCUCAGGUGAAGGACUCGCAUGAAUCAGCCAUGAAUGUGAAUGAAGACACUGAUUCCAGGAGGCUUGGAGCCACUAACAAAGUCUGUUUGUAUUCCAUCAUCGCCACCCUGGGUGUGUUGCUCGUCUUUGCCUUGGCCACCAUCAUGGUCCUGGUCGUCCAGAGGACGGAAGCUGAUCCUGCCAUGGAGGGCAUCAAAAAACCCAUCAGGACAGGUAACACCUUUGAAGACUAUUUGAGGAUCCUACAGAGUGUCCCAGCAGCCAAUGGAACUGCUGCCUACAUGAGAGUGUCCAGGGCUGUGAACAGCUCCAAGCUGAGCCUGGUGGAGAAGGGGAUCUGUGAGGCCAUCAAGUGCCAGAGCCCAGAGCUGGUGAUCAGGGAACAAGGCCUCUACUUGAUCUUCUGCAACUUGAACUUUCACUUUCCCAACUGCUCCAAGAGCCCCAUCGACCUCAAGAUCGAGCUCCUGGUGAACGACAGGGUGGACAGGCAGACGUUGUCCACAUUCUGUGCCUCAGAAACGUGCCAAGACGAGACUUUUAAGACCUUGAUCCAGCUGCACUUGACACACCUGGACAAGGAGGACAAAAUAUCAGUAACACUGAACCAUCCUGAGUUCCUGAAUGACGUUUCUCUUCCCAAUGAAAAUGUUCUUGGGGUCUUGAAGUACAGCGAUGGAAUGGGAGCAGCUCCCUGA
Molecule: messenger RNA, 807 nt
Organism: Camarhynchus parvulus
Lineage: Eukaryota; Metazoa; Chordata; Aves; Passeriformes; Thraupidae
Product: tumor necrosis factor ligand superfamily member 8-like
Exons: 5
Coding region: 1-807 (268 amino acids)
Biological process (GO): CD8-positive, alpha-beta T cell differentiation; immune response
Cellular component (GO): membrane
Molecular function (GO): tumor necrosis factor receptor binding
Source: RefSeq, a predicted model, not a curated record